This is a messenger RNA of Phaedon cochleariae (mustard beetle), 4429 nucleotides long. NCBI's taxonomy places the organism in Eukaryota, Metazoa, Arthropoda, Insecta, Coleoptera, Chrysomelidae. The record is from the annotation of a GenBank genome assembly.
AUCCUAUCCAAUAUGGUUCCUACAACAACAAAGUAGUCGGCUAUUUGUUUUAGAAAUGAUGGAUGGUGUUUUCUAUGAUAGUACUUGAGAAAUGAAGUUAUUUCUUGGUUGUUGGCCCUAAAGAACAGUGGUUGACAAAAUCCACAUAUCGUGAGCUACCAGGAGUGAUAAUUCCCAACUCGCCAUGAUAUGCCAAGCCCAUUACCCCUAUGUGUUAUUCUUUUUAUAUUUAUUUCUAACAUAUAAGAUUGUAAGGUGCAAUCCCCUAGAUGAGGAAGACAAAGAUGUUAACAUAACCAUUGAAGUACUCAAACAUGAAUCCCCAAAUCAGUUGCCCCUUGGUGAGAAUAUUACUAUUAUUUGCAAAACGAAAUGGAUGUCCAGUGAAAUGAUGUGGACUUUCAAUGAUAAAAAUGUUUCUGAACAAGCAGGCUUCAAACUAGAAAUGGAAAGUGAGAAUAUCAAUAAAGAAUCAGGUCACAAGUAUGAGGUGUCAAUUUUGCAUAUUAUAAAUAUUGGGUUUGAUCAUGUAGGAAAUUAUAAAUGCCAUGCCAUCAUGAAAAGAAAUGAUAGUGAUUUUGACUUGGAUUUUCGUCAAAUUGUGUUGAACAUCACAUCACCUGCAGAAGUAGUACACAUCUCCAAGCCUACUUAUGCAAAAAUGCAUGAGAUGGUUGAGCUAUACUGCUUGGUUAAAGGCUAUCCCAUUGAAGGCAUUAAAUGGCUAAAAGACAAUGAACCAUUAACUGAUUUCUCUUGGAACAUUACAAAUACCAAUAUCACUUACAAAAACUCAUCACUGAACUUUGAAGUUACCAAGAAAGACAAUGGAACAUAUACUUGCAUUGUUAACACCCCAAUUUCUCAGGCUAAUUUGUCUACAGACAUACUAGUUCUAGACAAACCUCAAAUCACAUUGGAUUUCAUUAAACCUAUUGGUACAAACAAAAUUUACUUCAACUGGACAGUGAACCAUGGAAAUAGUCCAAAUGACCUGAAAUACAUUAUACAAUAUAAAUCUGAAGAAGAUGAAGAAUGGGUUUAUUAUCAAACAAUGAUUAAUGCUAGUAGUACCUCUCUUGUCCUCAAUGUCAGAAAUAACUCUGUUAUCACUAGCAAAAAUGGGUCCCAAUACACCAUAAGAAUAAUGGCAAAAAAUUCUCAAGGAGAAAGCAUGUACUCUACAAGUGCACUGGUCAAAAUGUUAGAGGAGGAACCCAUUUUUGUUCCCAAAGUUACCGUAACUGGAGUCACCUCUAGUUCAAUUACCAUCAAGUGGACCCCACCUCCAGAGAAAUUCAAAGAUCACAUUCACUACCACCAGCUGAUUUUAAGAGAAUACAAUUCAACAGAAAAGCGAGAAGCAGUCCAACCUGCUGCCAAAGACUACCUCUACAUGUUCUCUGACUUGGAUUCUGCAACAACUUACAACUUCCAAGUAGCUGCUUGUAGUGAUUAUAGCAAAGAAUGUGGCCCUUGGUCGGAAGCUGUAGAUGGCACUACUAUGGAUGGGAUAGCUGGACCACCUGCAAAUGCUUCAGUGGAUUGUAGAUUUGACAAUAUCAGCCACAACAAUUUUGUGUUUGUUUCUUGGCACCAUCCUAAAGAACGUCAUGGAACUAUAAUGUCCUACAGUGUUACAUUAGAAGGGUCUGCAUCCUUCAUCAACGACCAAGGCCUUUUUGAGAACAUAACUUGGGGCCCAAAGUCUACCAGCACCAGUGAGACCACUCUGACAACUCGUUUUUAUAAUGUUUCUUCUAACACAAAUUAUACUGUCAGGAUUUCUGGAGUGACCCGCUUAAGAAAAAAUGGUCUUCCAGUUACCCUUAAUUGUACCAUGCCACCAUCUUUACCUGAUAAACAGAAAUUAGCUAGGUUUCAUUGGAAGAAAAUGGAGGAGCAGGGCAAAUGGAUAUUCAAACUGUUCAUGCCAAGGGUAUCAGAAAGGAAUGGGCCUAUUUGCUGUUACCGCAUUUAUAUUGUCAAAAUGGAGUCUCAACAAAAACUAUCUGACCUAUCCUCUCCUGAAGAUCUGACCAUAGUUUCAUAUCAAGAGGCUCAUAGGACUCCUAGAGGUGGAGCUUAUGUAGCAGAGAUGUUUGCCAGUUCAACCUUUCAUCCAGAAGUAUUCCUAGGCGAUGAGCAAGUUUAUAACACAACAAACACUGAAUGUGAUGAAUGCAUUGGUUUGAGACCUUACAACACCCCCAGAGAAGAGAAAAUCAAGAAUGCCACAAACUUAGCAAACAGAGUUAGAAGAAAUGAGAUAUUAAGUGAUCCUCUUCCUCCUUAUGACGGCAAUCUUGAUAUAAAUAGCAAUUAUACAGGUUUUGUUGAAGUAAUUGUUCAUGGAAACACAAGGCCCAUUUUCCUGGCUGCAUACAGUAGCUAUCUGGAUAUGAUGAAUCCAGGGCCUGAAGUAGUAGCAGCACCAGCUGCAGGAACUCUGAGUCUCAUUGUUCAAAUUUUGUGUGGGUUGGUGGUUGUUAUUCUUGUACUACUUGGGGCACUAUGCAUACUACAUCGUUAUACCAAACAAGCACAUGCACAAGCAGUUGAAAUGAUCACUUUCAGAACUUCAUUAAGGAGUCUCCGAGGCCGUCAAAGGCUAGUAUCGUUGAACCCUCCUGAUAUGUGCCCUAUCACAAAAUCAGAGCUGAUUUCUGCCUACAUAGAGCACCACCGUGACUCUGACUACGGAUUUCAGCAAGAAUUUGAGCUAUUGCCAGACCGUUUUUCUGACCGAACCACCAGAGCUUCCGAUAGCAGAGAAAACGUUUACAAAAACAGAUAUCCCGAUAUCAAAGCUUAUGAUCAGACGAGAGUCAAGUUGACUCAAGUAGACAGUAUAGCUGGAUCAGACUAUAUCAAUGCAAACUAUGUGUUGGGAUACAAAGAACGGAAAAAGUUUAUAUGUGCGCAAGGCCCCAUGGAUACAACUGUUAAUGAAUUUUGGCGAAUGAUUUGGGAGCAGCAUCUGGAACUAAUACUUAUGUUGACAAAUCUCGAAGAAUACAGUAAAACGAAGUGCGCCAAAUAUUGGCCAGAUAAGACAGAUGGCGACAAGAUAUUCGGAGAUAUCACCGUGACUCACAUACAAGAAAUCAGAUAUUCCGAUUAUAUUGUGAGAGAAUUGAAGAUAAUGAGAACUUGUGCUGGUAAGGAACUGGAAGAAAGAAAUAUCGUGCAGUAUCACUAUUUGGUGUGGAAAGAUUUCAUGGCACCAGAACACCCUAAUGGAAUAAUAAAGUUUAUUAAGAGGGUGAACGAAGCUUAUUCGGUAGAAAAGGGUAGCAUUUUGGUCCAUUGUAGUGCUGGUGUGGGCCGAACUGGUACGCUUGUAGCUCUGGAUUGCCUUCUGUUGCAAUUGAAAGAAGAGGGGCAAGUGUCCAUUUUCAAUACCAUUUGCGACCUGAGGCAUCAGAGGAAUUUCUUGGUUCAGUCUCUGAAACAGUAUAUCUUCAUAUAUCGCGCUCUGAUGGAAGUUGGUCAAUAUGGCGACACGGAAAUAAAUGCUAGUGAGAUGAAAGUUACCUUGGAUAAACUGCGACAAUGUGAUAAUGGCAAAACCAAAUGUAAAUUAGAGGAUGAGUUCGAAAACAUAAUCAAUGCUUUCGAAGACAGAAAGUCGUGCUCGGUAGCAAGUGGAGAAGAAAACCGUGAAAAAAAUCGCUGUGACAGCAUCAUACCUUACGAUAGAAAUCGAGUAAUACUCACGCCCCUGUCUGGCAAAGAACAUUCCACGUACAUCAACGCUUCUUUCAUCGAAGGCUACGAUAAUACGGAAUCCUUUAUCAUAACUCAGGAUCCGUUGGACGGGACGGUCCAUGAUUUUUGGAGGAUGAUAUCCGAGCAGGGGAUCAGCGUUAUAGUUAUGUUAUCAGAAAUAGGGGAGGGUAAAUGCCCGAGGUACUGGCCCGAAGAGGAAUCCUCUCACUUUGAUCAUAUUCAUGUUAGAUACGUGCAAGCGGAGAGUUGUCCUUAUUACACGAGGCGAGAGAUGAUAAUCAAAAGUCGAGAUGGUGAGGAUCAGAGGGUCACACAUUUACAGUACCAUGGGUGGCCAACUGUUGAUGGAGAGGUACCAGAGGUUACGAGGGGGCUUAUUGAACUAGUGGACCACUCUCAUACCAUGUUAGUGAGAACUGGGUGUUCACCGUCUAUGGUUGUGCAUUGUAAUUUAGGUUCGGAUAGGAGUUCAAUGUUUGUUGGACUGAGUAUUCUAGUACAGCAGUUGAGAACGGAAAGAAGGGUUGAUAUUUUCACAGUGACAAGAAAAUUGAGGUCGCAGAGGCACGCCUUGAUCAAUUCAUUUGCACAAUACGAAUUUCUUCAUCGAGCUAUUGUAAAUUAUGCAGAACUUCAUGGUCUUUGUGAAACAUAAGUAUUGGAGGUUUGGUGCCAUAUAACUUCUAUAUUUCAUUCC